UCUGUAGACGGCAGAGGCGGAAACACAACCGGAAGUAGUUUGUAGAAAUACAUCCGGAAGUAGUUUGUCAACACACCGAGGCUUUUCUCAUCGGUGUCUGGUUAAUUUAGCUAACAAUGAAUCCGUUAACGAAGGUGAAGCUGAUUAACGAGCUGAACGAGCGCGAGGCCGACCUCGGCAUCAACGAGGCCGUGUCGUGGCACACCGAGUACCGGGACAGCGCCUGGGUSUUCGUGGGAGGAUUUCCCUACGAGCUGACCGAAGGAGACCUGAUCUGUGUCUUCUCUCAGUACGGAGAGAUCGUCAACAUCAACCUGGUGCGAGACAAGAAGACGGGGAAGUCCAAAGGCUUCUGCUUCGUCUGCUACGAGGACCAGAGGAGCACCGUCCUGGCUGUGGACAACUUCAACGGCAUCAAGAUUAAAGGUCGGACCAUUCGCGUCGAUCACGUGAAGAAUUACCGUCCUCCCAAAGACCACGAGGACAUCGAUGACGUGACCAAACGUCUGAGGGACGAGGGCUGCGCUCCUAAAGCUCCAGACGCUGCUGUCCUGUCCUCCGAGGAAGAGGAGCGCCACGUCGUACCUGUGAAGAAGCUCAAAAAAGAUAAGAAAGAGAAGAAGAAGAAGAAAGAGAAGAAGAAGAAAAAGGAGAAGAGCAGAGCCUCCUCUUCCUCUCCUUCACCUCCUCGAGCUCCUCCCCCCAUCAGAGUCAAAGAGGAGAAGCAGGACGUUGCCUACGACAAGUACGACCACAAGGGGGCGCCGUCAGGGGGGCACUCCGUCGGACAGAAGACCAAGGAAGAGGAGAGAUGGAGGGGGACGGACAGAGACGAAGACAGGAGGAGGAACCGUGAGAGAGACGUGGACAGAGAGGACAGAAGAAGAGACGACAGGAGACGGGAGACGGACAGAGACAGUAGAGACGUGGACAGAAGAAGAGACAGAAGACGAGAGACGGACAGAGACAGUGAGAGGAGAAGAGAGRGGGAUGGAGACAGAAGAUAAGAUGAUGUCAUUGUUUUUAAUAACUCCGAAACUGAUUUGUUUUUGUUCAACUAGAAACAAAUA
Molecule: messenger RNA, 1070 nt
Organism: Austrofundulus limnaeus
Lineage: Eukaryota; Metazoa; Chordata; Actinopteri; Cyprinodontiformes; Rivulidae
Gene: rbmx2
Product: RNA binding motif protein X-linked 2
Exons: 6
Coding region: 117-1007 (296 amino acids)
Biological process (GO): mRNA splicing, via spliceosome
Cellular component (GO): catalytic step 2 spliceosome; precatalytic spliceosome; U2 snRNP
Molecular function (GO): RNA binding
Source: RefSeq, a predicted model, not a curated record